Molecule: messenger RNA, 1766 nt
Organism: Calidris pugnax (ruff)
Lineage: Eukaryota; Metazoa; Chordata; Aves; Charadriiformes; Scolopacidae
Gene: TTC4
Product: tetratricopeptide repeat domain 4
Exons: 10
Coding region: 152-1183 (343 amino acids)
Molecular function (GO): Hsp90 protein binding
Source: RefSeq, a predicted model, not a curated record
GAUGACAGGACACAGCUGACCAUUGGCAAAAGGCUGAAGGACGCCAACAAACUGGGUUACCCCUACGUGGUCAUCGCUGGGAAGAGGGUUUGUGAGGACCCCCCGGUCUUCGAAGUGUGGAAUCAGAACGCCGGAGCUGGAGGCCAUCCCCAUGUUCAUGAAGCGGUGCCCGGCCGAGAUCGACGCGGAGCGGCAGCCCGACCUGGCCUGUCUGCAGUCCCUCCUCUUCGACGAGGAGCAGGGCCCCGCAGAGCUGGCCAAGAUGUACAAAAACGAAGGGAACGAGUACUUCAGGGAGAAGGACUACAGGAGGGCUGUGGUCGCCUACACCGAGGGGCUGAAGAAGAAGUGUGAGGACGCAGAGCUGAACGCCGUGCUGCACACAAACCGAGGGGCUGCACAGUUUUACCUGGGUAACUACCGUUCUGCUCUCAAUGAUGCCAUCCAAGCGAAAAAGCUGAGGCCCACCCAUCUCAAAGCAAUCAUAAGAGGAGCUCUCUGUCACAUGGAGCUAAAGAAUUUCUCUGAAGCAAUAGCAUGGUGUGAGGAGGGCUUGCGAAUAGAUUCAAAAGAGAAAAAGCUUGUGGAAAUGAGAGCUAAAGCUGACAAAUUGAAGCGAGCCGAGGAGCGGGAUGCAAGGAAAGCAAAGGUGAUGGAGAAGAAAGAGCAGUGUCAAAAGGAGACUUUGCUUGCAGCGAUAAAGGAAAGAAAUAUCAAGCUGGUUCUUGAGCCUUCAAAUGAAGAAGAGGAAAUAUCAGACGGCCUGGCUGAGUUAUCCAUAGACGGGUUCCACUCUGACAACGCCACGGGGGCAAAAGUGCACCUAGAUGCUGAUGGCAACCUGCACUGGCCUGUCCUCUUCCUGUACCCCGAGCAUGAGCAAACAGACUUCAUUGCAGCUUUUCACGAGAACUCCAGGUUUAUUGAUCAUUUAAUGGUGAUGUUUGCUGAGUUACCUCCCUGGGAUUUAGAACAAAAAUACCUUCCCAGCAAUAUUGAGCUCUAUUUUGAAGAUGAAGAAAGAGCAGAAAUGUACAAGCUGAACCCAGAACACACGUUGCUACAAGUGCUGCAGCACCAAAGGUAUUUUGUAAAGGCCGGGACUCCAACAGUUUUGGCGUUUGUAAAGCGUUCUCCUUUCUCCAAGAAGUACUUCUCUGGCAAGAAGGUGCAUCGACUGUAACGAGCGGGAACGAAACUGUGGGGGAUCCUGUGUGAGAGGCUGGUGUUUGUUACCCCAGCUGCAGACCACGAGCUUCUCCCUCAACAAAAACACCUUGCACGCUUCAGGGGGGAAGCGUAAUCUUGGCACGCAGGGAAACUUCCAGGGAAGCAGCACACGGGAGAGCGAAGGGCUUACAAGAGGGGAUUGUUUGUUUAAAAAGAAACCCAGCUGGUUUGCAGAAGGUCUCCCCUGCCAUAGGCUGCCUGUGGUUUGGAAAUCAACCUGAAGCUGUGCCAAAGGCUGGCUGCAGCUGAAGCAGCAGCUGGGAAAGCACUUACCUACCUGUGGAAAAUGGCCGGUUUCCUUGGAGGAGGGCUGUAGUUUCUGGGGUUUAAGGGCAGUGCUCUGGGGCCGUACCUCCAGCAGGAUGGAUGCCAUCAGGUUCCUGCCUGCCACUUGAGCAGCUGAUGGUUUCUCACCACCCAGCUCUGCUGCUUGAGAGCUCAGGGCUCUUCCUGGGGAGUGCUGUGUUUUACCCACCCUUUUGCUACCUUACUGAUUGUCCCAUGGAACCUGGAAAUAAACGUGUCUAUUUUAAGUA